This is a messenger RNA of Blastomyces gilchristii SLH14081, 348 nucleotides long. RefSeq lists its product as uncharacterized. Lineage: Eukaryota; Fungi; Ascomycota; Eurotiomycetes; Onygenales; Ajellomycetaceae. The transcript has 2 exons. The coding region runs from base 1 to 348 and encodes 115 amino acids. The record is from RefSeq and is a predicted model, not a curated record.
AUGCAAGAUCACAGAUCACUGUCAAUAUUAAUAAUGAAUCAGAAGAUGACUUCUGAGAUGUUUGAGCUGAAUAAAAUCAUUGCAGAAGAACAGUCUGACAAGUUCAACAUAUACAAAGACUCAGUUAAAGACAUCAUCAGUGAGAUGUCAGACAAUGCAGAGAGCUCAAGUGACUGGAAUGACAAUAGCUCAGUGAGUAAGAAGACUCACAUGAGACUAGAAAUUGCAAGACUUCAGCAUGAGAUUGAAGAGGAAAUCCUUUUGACUGCAGAGCAGUCUGAAACUGAUGAUAUUCUUGAAGAUAAUAGUCUUGAUGAGAAUGUCACUAUGAACAUGCAACAUUUCUGA